CUCCCAUCCAAACAAAACAAACAAGGCAUUGUAAAAGCAAUUACCCUAUAUGAUUAUUGAAUAGAAUAAUGAUUGGAGCCUAAUAUUAUCACUUGAUAAUGGUGAUAAUUUGAUAACCUGUAUGUGGGCAGAGACACAAAAAUACAUUGCAGUACAUACAUGACUUAUGUAGUACAUGCCCUGUAGUUACAUUCAAGUGCCACAAGAUGGCAAUAGCUGUAAUAACAGUUGGCAAUAGCUGUAAUUACAGUUAACAGGAAAAACGGGAGCAGAUCAGCAGCAGCCAAUAACAUUAAUUUAACCAUUUUACACAACUAUUAAGUUAGCUAACAUCGGAAAUAAAACAGCAAUAUCAACUUUACAUGUGUUGCUUUGGCGUCCUCCGCCUCAGAGCGCGACCGUGGAGGCGUGGUCUCCUUCAGAAGUCUCACACGGACCCGCUUACCCUUGGCCAGUUCCUCCUCGAUCUCUUCUCUGGACUCUGGAAUGUUAAUAACACUGAAUAAUGUCAAAACGCAAGUACAAAUUGUACUUAGAGCCUAAGAGCAGAGUUACAUUUCCCUGUGCAAGACUGAAAAGAGGACAUUUGGAUGUGGCAGAUGGUUCAGGAGAUGCAGAUGUUGAGACCAUGUCUCCAUCUGGCGAUAUUCAGCUGGAUCCAGAUGACACGGCCAACAUGGUUUUGGCUUUCACCGGUGACCACAUAGAUCAAGGGGACAGAAUCAAUCCACACCUGAGCACUGCAGAUGUUGAGACAAUGUCUCCAUCUGGCGAUCUUCGUCUUCAGCUGGAUCCAGAUGUCACGGCCAACAUGAUGUCUUCAUCUGGUCACUUUCUGCUUACAUCUGAGCUGCAACCAAGUGACAUGGCCCAGCAGUUUAGUUGUGAUUCAUCAUCUGAAGGCAGUGUUUCUGAAGUUGAUUCGGAAAUUCCAGAUAUUCCAGAAGAUGAUCCAUUCAGACAGAUAGGUUUUGAUACAGACAUGGAUUCAGUACUAAUGUCAGCAGGUACAACGACAAAGGCUGAGGCACUGCUCAUGGUGAUGAGUCAUGCAGCCAGACAUAAUAUAACAGGGACACAACUUCAUGACUUAUUACAGCUCAUAAAUACUCUGUUUGGCAAAGAGGUGUUACCCAGAUCAAAAUAUUUGUUCAAUAAGGUCUUUAAAAACAACUCCGACAUUGUGGAGUUCCACUUCUACUGCAAAACCUGUAAAGUAUACAUUGGCACAAAAGAAGACAUACAAGACAAAAACAUUGCACAGUGUGCAAUCUGUAGUGCUUCAAUUGAAAUCAGUUCCUUGAACAGUGCAAGCUUUUUUAUCAACAUACCAAUUGCACCUCAAAUCCAGACGCUGCUUGAAAAUCCUCAGAUUCAAAACAGCAUGAGCUACAGACACCAAAGGCCACAUAAUGAGCAUGUUAUCUCGGACAUAUAUGAUGGUGAAAUGUAUCGAAACUUGUCCAGACCUGGUGGAAUUCUGUCAGAUCCAAACAAUUUGUCAUAUAAUUUCAAUUCUGAUGGCUCAGCCUGUGUACAAGUCUUCCAGAUUUUCUAUAUGGCCCAUAAACCUGCAUUUAAACGAGCUCCCUCCCAAAAUGAGAUUUCAGAAUGUAGUGCUUGCAGGUCUUUGGUUUGGUACUCAAGAGCCAGUUAUGUCUAUUUUUCUCAGACCCUUUGUUGAUCAGGCCAAAACACUGACAUCCAGAGGUAUGUCUUGGAGAAAAAUGGAACGUGUGUGCACAGCAAAAUUGUUGGGUUAUGUUGUUGUGUAGACUCAAAGGCAAGACCAGCCAUGCAAAACACCACACAGUUUAAUGGGUACUUUGGUUGUGGCUUCUGUUUACAUCCUGGUACUCUAGUAGAGAAACAGGUGAAGUACACUGUGACUGACACAGAAUAUACUGACAGAGAAGCGAAGAAAAUGCUGGCAGAUAUGGAGCAAGCAGUAGCACAAAACAGAAGUGUCAGAGGAGUGAAAGGUCCAUCACCACUCAUAAACAUGCCCUAUUUUGAUAUAGUGCAAAGACUUUUUUGCAAAGAUGAGUGAUGGUGUUUAUGGAGAAAUCCAGAAUAUUGUAUCCUUUCCUUCAGAAGGGGGUACAGAAAUUGUUCUCCUUUUCAAAAAAGCUUUAUACAAAUACCUUCUUUCCUUUAUCACAAGGUUAUGGGUUUGUCUCACAUAUCCGACUUGUAAGUGGAAGCCUUUUUUCGCCAGUGUGUCUGAUUUCAGUAGACCGGUUAGAGCAGAAAUGCAUGGUUUUAAAAACGGGUGAUCAGACGUACAUUUGCGACUUUCCAAAUGCAUAUGAGAGAGACUAGUCUUAAUCAUAGAUGGUCAUUCUGUUAGUUGUUGGUGGUGAUGAUAUAAGCCCUUUCUGUUUAAUAUGAUUUCUUGCCUUGAGUGCGAAGACCUUUCCAUGAAUGGAACUGGUUAAGGUGUCAUUAGACGGCCUAAAUGUGAACUUGGGUCAUGUGAUAACAGGAAGUGUUUUUUAUAUGUGAGUCUGAUACUGCUUCGACAUUUCUGUUCGACUAUUUUAUAUUUGAGCAGUUUGACUAUUUAUAUGUGAGUCUGAUACUGCUUCGACAUUUCUGUUUGAUUAUCUUAUAUUUGAGUCUGAUACUGCCUUGCUACUCCUGUUUUAAUGAUUCUUCUCAGCUUUGCUGUUUCUGUUGUGUGUUGCUAUGUAGGUACUAUUUAUAUACAUUUAUUUAUUUAUUUAUUUAUUUGUAUCUGGUUGUUUCACUGUAAAGCACUUUGGUCAGCCGAGUGGCAUUUUUAAACGUGCUAAACAAAUAAAGUGACCUUGACCAAGCCCUGAAAAAAACAGAAAAGAAAAAACAGACAGGGCUUAUCAUUACUAUCAAACAGAGAUUGGUGACCACUGGGCUAGUGAGUGGACCUAGGCCUAUACAUUUAGAUUAUUAUGUGACAAUACUGAUCCCUAAGGUCUAAGGAACAGUGAACUUCCAUGCUGAAACUAUAAUCACCAUGUUUGACAGAUGAGGUGGUCUUUCAAGGGUCAUUAUUUCUCCAACAAACUGGUUUAUAAAGUUACUGCAAUGUAAUUUUUGAUUAAACAUCCUCCACAAUACAGUGACACCGGAUGCUUGUAGGAACAUUGUUAAUGCAAUCUCUUAUAUUGGUGUACAUUGCUUGUUAACUGACUGUUACAGGCCAUAUUACCACAAAGGCUAGAAAAUGUAAAUGGUUAAAGAAACAUGUAUUCAUCUCACACAUCAAGUAUUAAGGGCGAUUAAAGGAGAACUUACUGAAAAUUAUAAGAAUUUUAUAUAAGAAUUAAAAAUUCCCCAGAGUUCUCCUUUAAGCAUUCUAAUUUAUUAAUGUGAAUACUGAAUGCACUGUAUAUAUUGUCAUGGUAGUAAUGGUAUCAAAUAAUUCCUAUAAAUGUGAAUGUAACGUGCAAAUAUUCUGUUGCAAUAAUAAACUUAUUUCGAACAGAUGUUAAUGUUCAAGAAUCUUUAGUUUAUUUAUUGUAAUGAAUUUGUAUAAGAAAAAUAGUGGUAUGUGUUGGCCAAGUAUUUAUGUACUGCCCUUAAAGAACUUCUUGACAUUGCAAGCCUAAUUUCUAUUUAACUGUCUUCUUUUUCAGUACUUUAAACAAGUAACUUAUUAAAUGGACCGUGUAAGUACUGGCUGCAUAAAUGUGUACAAAAUAAUGAGCUAAAGUAUAUCACACAAGACCAUGCUGGUAGACCAGCAUCACCAACAAGACCAUG
Xyrauchen texanus (razorback sucker) is the source of this 3744-nucleotide messenger RNA. RefSeq lists its product as uncharacterized. The transcript is spliced from 7 exons. Lineage: Eukaryota; Metazoa; Chordata; Actinopteri; Cypriniformes; Catostomidae. The record is from RefSeq and is a predicted model, not a curated record. The coding region runs from base 506 to 1684 and encodes 392 amino acids.